Schizosaccharomyces osmophilus is the source of this 966-nucleotide messenger RNA. It is a transcript of the gene rnh201, whose product is annotated as ribonuclease H2 complex subunit Rnh201. Gene Ontology annotation, biological process: DNA replication, removal of RNA primer; mismatch repair. Gene Ontology annotation, cellular component: ribonuclease H2 complex. The transcript has a single exon. Bases 1 to 966 code for a protein of 321 amino acids. The record is from RefSeq and is a predicted model, not a curated record. Lineage: Eukaryota; Fungi; Ascomycota; Schizosaccharomycetes; Schizosaccharomycetales; Schizosaccharomycetaceae. Gene Ontology annotation, molecular function: RNA-DNA hybrid ribonuclease activity; RNA binding.
AUGAAAAUAAGCGAAGAAACCAAUGGUGUAGAUUCGCCCAGCAAGGAUGAAUUUGCCAAAGAAAAAGGAUCCAACGCCGCUUUCAUCCCUCCUUCUAUCGAUACUGCAACGCCCGAAAAAAGCAAGUACUUCCAUACAACCAUUGCUCCUGACGUCCCAAAAGAUCAGCCAUUUCGCCUAGGGGUAGAUGAAGCAGGUCGUGGUCCAGUUUUGGGCCCUAUGGUUUAUGCCGUUGCGUAUUGUCCGGUCGAUUUUGAUCUGACAAACUUUGGGUUUGCAGAUAGUAAGACGUUGACUGCUGUGAAACGCUCCCAGCUUUUGGAGGAUAUUUGCAACAAAGAGACUGAGCUUGGGCGUCAUGUGGGUUGGUCGGUUCAAAGCAUUUCUGCCAAAGAGCUAGGUGCUGGAAUGCUGCGUCAGUACAACAAAUACAAUCUUAAUUCUCAGGCACAUGACACCACCAUGAAUUUAAUACAAAAAGUUUACGAUUCAGGUAUCCGGAUAACGGAGAUCUACGUGGACACGGUGGGUCCUCCAGACACAUAUCAACAGAAACUUCAAGCACGCUUUCCUCAAGCUAAAGUGAAGGUAACUAAGAAAGCAGAUUCAUUGUUUCCUAUCGUUUCUUUGGCUUCUAUUUGUGCCAAGGUUACUCGAGAUGUUCAACUUGACCUAGUCCGAUAUCUUUUGCAAACUCAAGAUUGGGGUUCUGGCUAUUCAUCCGACGCCAAAACAACAAAAUGGCUACGCUCCUCAGUUCACCCCGUAUUUGGAUGGAAAGGAGACAUUGUGAGGUACUCCUGGCAAACCGCUCGUGAUAUUCUGGAAGUGGCUUCUUCGAAAACAUCAUCUCCUUCUUUUAUUCAUGUUGACUGGCACGAAGAAAAGUCUGCUCCCCUUAAUUUUACACCUCGUAAACCAAGUGCAAAAAGCCGUUCGUGGUUUGGGACAGACUUCGCAUUCUAA